AUGAAGAUACCGAUAUUGGACAAGUUCAUGUUUGACGAACCAUCGGUUUGGGUGACCGCAACAACAAUAGCAACGUUGAUAUCGACGUUAUACUUGAUUUUUGCGGAGAUUAUGGGGAAUCAUCUUCAGUAUUCUAAAUUUGCAAACUCUAACAAAACAGCUUCAACAACUAAUAAACAAGAAGCAGGUGUUAAGAUACCAAGUAGAAUCGGUAUGCUGAUUUUCUACACGCCCGCAUUCCUUGCAGGACUCGUUUCCUUCUUCCUCUUUCCGGGUGGCGAUCUCAGAUUUUUUUUGCUUAAACUUGCUGUUACCUUACAUUUCUUCAAGCGGGAUCUAGAGGUUCUGUUUGUUCACAAAUAUAGUGGUGGCAUUAUUCUAGGUUCAAUCAUUGUCGUCUCCGGAUGCUAUUUAUCCGCGGCUGCAGGCUUGAUCACUAUACACUAUCUUACCCUCGGGCAACCAGAGCCAUCCGUCGAUCUCAAAUACAUUGGUUUGAUCACUUAUAUAGUAGGAAUACUCGGAAACUUCUAUCACCACAAACUCCUCUCGGAGCUAAGGAAAAACAACGAAAAAGAGUACAAGAUUCCUCAAGGUGGACUGUUUAAUCUGGUUAUAUGCCCUCAUUAUCUUUUUGAAAUCACUAUCUUUGUUGGUUUAUCUUUUAUUAGCCAAACACCGUUGGCUUUUGCCUGCACUUUUGGCGUCUCCUUGUACCUAACUUCUAGGAGUUACGCGACCAGAAAAUGGUACAUGGACAAGUUUGAGGACUUUCCGAAACACAUCAAGUGUGUGAUUCCUUACUUAUUGUGAAUUAGUCGAUCGAUCGCGACCAGUACAUGAUGUGUGAAAUUAUGUCAUAUUUUUCUCUC
This is a messenger RNA of Erigeron canadensis, 872 nucleotides long. RefSeq names its product steroid 5-alpha-reductase DET2-like. The transcript is spliced from 2 exons. NCBI's taxonomy places the organism in Eukaryota, Viridiplantae, Streptophyta, Magnoliopsida, Asterales, Asteraceae. The coding region runs from base 1 to 813 and encodes 270 amino acids. Gene Ontology annotation, biological process: lipid metabolic process. The record is from RefSeq and is a predicted model, not a curated record. Gene Ontology annotation, molecular function: oxidoreductase activity, acting on the CH-CH group of donors.